AUGAAGCUCAAUCGCAUUUUGGCUGGGCUAGCUGGGAUCUUGAGUUUCUCCUCUGUUUACGGCGCAUCGAUCUCUGCGCCGAGUAGUUCGAGACAUGGCCCAAAGGUUGAGGGACGUCAGAGCACAGCUGUAUGCAGUGCCAGCGACGCAACGUAUAGUUCACAGAAAAUACCAGCAGGACAGUACACCGACUGGGGCGCACUAGGCCUCGACGAUGUGACGUCGGGCCAGCAGUUCGUUACCAUCGUGAACUUGACCCCGCAUAGGUUCAAGCUCGACAGCACCCAUUCCUACCAAAUGGAUAAAUUUGACUGGGGCGACAUCCCGUCCGGCCGUGCCCGACAGAACAGCGUUUACUACACGACCAGGCUGACAGCAAAUCCGGUUGACACCGGCGGCGAAGCAUACUACUCAAUCGAGGGCACAAGCAAGAAGUUUGAAAUCCGAGCAACAACCCAUAUUCCUGAUACAUACUGGCGCCGCACGGUCAUUGAUCUAAGUGCCAUGGGGUUAGGACAGCGCGAGUACCUAGAUCCCAGAGCUGAGGUACCGGUCACUCUGGUUAUCACAGGGAGUGAUAGUCAUGGAUUCAUGGCAUCUCUCACCCAUGGGAGCGGCAACUGGAUGAAACAAAUGUACGAUGUCAUCAAGGACAGGCCGCUGCAACAUCUUGUCAUGCCCGGUACGCACGACUCUGGCAUGAGCACCAUCAGCGGCGAGAUCGUUUCCAUUGGCAGUGCGGCCAACACGCAAACCCAGGGUCUCAACCUCUACGACCAACUGCGCGUGGGCGCGCGGUGGUUCGAUUUGCGCAUCAUGAGCGUCCACCAGUCGGACACAACCGACUACGCUUUUUGGGUUGCCCACGUCAACGACGAAAACUCCGAUAUCCCAAUCGGCAACACCGGAGAGAGCCUAACCGACGUAAUCAGCGAAAUCAACCGUUUCACAUCCGAGAACCCGGGAGAGAUCAUAUUCUUGAAACUGCGCUACCUCAUCGGCAUCAAACGACUGCCAGGCGGAGCGAUCAGAUGGGAUGAAGGUAUUGCAAACAACUUCUUCACCGAGCUCAAGAAGAUCAACAACCGCUGCGGCAACCUCGACACGGCGACUCCAUUCCAGCAGCGACCGGCAUCCUAUUUCAUGGAUCAGAACGACGGCUCCGGCUGCGUCCUCUUCCUCCUAGAUACCUCUAACAUCCCCUCCGGCGUUCCAAGCACUUCCCCUUCAGACGGCAUCUACCCAGCCUCAGUCAUGGCCGUCACAGACCACUGGUCCGACCUCUCCACAACCCAGCCCGUCGCCGAGGACCAGAUCGCGACAUGGUCAGCGAUCAACCGCGCCUCCCCCUUCACGAACGAUAGGUUCCUAAUCGCCCAGUGGCUCGUCUCAGCCGACGCGCUGCAAACAACAGCCCUAACAAUCCAGAACAUCGCCAUCAUGCCAACCAACCCAGCUCUAUACUGGGCUGGCGUAAACGCCAUGAGUCCCACCAAAUGGCCAAACGUCCUACUGGUCGAUUACAUCGGCGUCGUGAUCACCGACCAAUUCGCAUGGAACCAGCUCAGCGCCGAACUAUACACCCUAGCCAUCGGACUGAAUCUGUACAUGCUCAGCGAGAACUGCGAUGUCAGCGCCCAGCGGUCGCCACUGCUCCCGUCUGCGACUGCGUCUACGUCUGCUGCAAAACUCGCGCUACAGAAUAUCGCGCCGUCUUGGAACGGCAUUAUCUUUGCGAAUGGGACCGUGCUCGAUGAUCCGCCUGCUGGUCUGCACUUUGGGCGUGUGGAGGUCCUCAAGAAUGGGACGGUAUUUGGGAAUGGGACUGUGCUUGAGAGGGACGUUAGGAAUCCGCAUUUGUAG
Molecule: messenger RNA, 1863 nt
Organism: Aspergillus mulundensis
Lineage: Eukaryota; Fungi; Ascomycota; Eurotiomycetes; Eurotiales; Aspergillaceae
Product: phosphatidylinositol-specific phospholipase C domain-containing protein
Exons: 1
Coding region: 1-1863 (620 amino acids)
Biological process (GO): lipid metabolic process
Molecular function (GO): phosphoric diester hydrolase activity
Source: RefSeq, a predicted model, not a curated record